AUUAAACCCCUCCAGUAAAUACACAUUUUUAGUUUUCGCCCUUUGAAAUCUCUUUAAAAUCCAUCAGUUCUUCAUCCACCUUCACUCGCCGCACUCUUCAACUGAUUUUUCAAAGAUGACGACACCUCAGAUUUCGGAGAUUGAGCAAGAGCAGCUGAUCGAGAAGCUCGAGAUCUUCAAGAUCCAUGGCAGAGACAAACGCGGCCGUAAGAUCCUUCGGAUUAUCGGCAAAUUCUUUCCAGCUCGGUUUCUAUCACUGGAUGUGUUGAACAAGUAUCUAGAGGAGAAGAUCUUCCCUCGACUAGGGAGAAAACCGUUCGCCGUGCUCUACGUCCACACCGGCGUGCAGAGGAGCGAGAAUUUCCCCGGAAUCUCAGCUCUGCGAGCGAUCUACGACGCGAUUCCGGUUAACGUCAGAGACAAUCUCCAGGAGGUUUACUUCCUCCACCCAGGCCUCCAGUCGCGUCUCUUCCUCGCCACUUGCGGCCGAUUCCUCUUCUCCGGCGGGUUGUACGGGAAGCUAAGGUACAUAAGCAGAGUUGACUACUUGUGGGAACACGUGAGGAGGAACGAGGUAGAGAUGCCGGAGUUUGUUUACGACCACGACGACGAUCUAGAGUUCCGUCCGAUGAUGGAUUACGGUCAGGAGAGCGAUCACGCUAGGGUUUACGCCGGAGCCGCCGUAGAUUCAUCGGUCUCCAGUUUCUCCAUGAGGUGUAUCUCGUAGCGUGUAGAAUACACCCACCAGAUCCUCUGAUCGUAUCUUUUAAAACCAUAUAAUAUACCGAUUAAAAUAUCAAAAAGAAGUCACGAAUAGAUGGUGCUUCUCGCAGCCAGUGAGCGUUUUUUUACGGAAAAAGAAAAAGAAAGCUGUUGGUGUUUGGAUAAGGAAAGGUUGUGAAUCUUUAGAUUUUCCUUGAACCUGUUCUUUUUUAUGUUUUUAAUAGUUUUCAGUGUUUCUUUUGAGAAAUUUGUCAGAUCUUUUCUUUAGUGGUGGUCGUUGUGGGUUGCUGUCGAAAAUCUUGUGUAAAUAUGUUAAUAUAAUAUGUUAGUGUAACAUUAGUUCAAAAAAACAAAAAUUUAUGCUA
Brassica oleracea var. oleracea is the source of this 1088-nucleotide messenger RNA. Its product is annotated as ganglioside-induced differentiation-associated protein 2-like. Bases 116 to 727 code for a protein of 203 amino acids. NCBI's taxonomy places the organism in Eukaryota, Viridiplantae, Streptophyta, Magnoliopsida, Brassicales, Brassicaceae. The transcript has 3 exons. The record is from RefSeq and is a predicted model, not a curated record.